This is a messenger RNA of Oncorhynchus mykiss (rainbow trout), 3191 nucleotides long. Its product is annotated as phosphatidylinositol 4-phosphate 5-kinase type-1 gamma. Gene Ontology annotation, cellular component: plasma membrane. Gene Ontology annotation, biological process: phosphatidylinositol phosphate biosynthetic process. NCBI's taxonomy places the organism in Eukaryota, Metazoa, Chordata, Actinopteri, Salmoniformes, Salmonidae. Gene Ontology annotation, molecular function: 1-phosphatidylinositol-4-phosphate 5-kinase activity. The record is from RefSeq and is a predicted model, not a curated record.
CCAACACAUUCAUAUCUGUAUUCCCAGUCAUGUGAUAUUUAUAGAUUAGAGCCUGCAUGUUGCGUUUAUUGUUCAGUGUGUAUGAGCAUGUCAACCGCAAGAGGAUGCUCCGAUGACAUGUAUGAUAGACCAUCUUCCUUGAAUGACGCAGACACAGCUGUGAGAAUGCAACUGAGUGGGUUUAUAAUGCUCGAGAGGAACAGUAUGAUAUAGCCACAGCUGCGUAUUAUGCGACAAGACAUCCCCCGUAGUGUGUGCAUCAUGCUCGUACAAUUGCCGCGAUGAAGAUACGACUAGUGUUGAAAAGGCGAUGAGGCCAACUAUGUAGCCUAUUCAACGUGAUGUCAGAGUCCUAUACAUUCGGCAUUCGCCAUAGCAUCAACGACGGGCAUAUAAAGCGCCGUUUAUCUGGGAAUUGUAAAUGGAUGAGAUUGCGACAUCGGGGGAGGCCGGGGGAAGCAUGCCCACAUCUGGGGCGGAGAGAUCGGACCAGAUAGAUACGGUCGGCUUCUUGCUCAAGCUUUCUUCUGCAGACAUGGACACUGGUCGUAGGGAGUCUACAAUAACUAGUGAGAUGCCGUCCCCCACAGCUCAGGGUCUAGGCCCAGGUCAGGAGAAGAAGAUCGGUCACAGGAGAGUAGAUGCCUCUGGAGAGACCACCUAUAAGAAGACCACGUCCUCUGCCCUGAAAGGUGCCAUCCAGCUGGGCAUCGGCUACACGGUGGGCAACCUGAGCUCCAAGCCAGAGAGAGAUGUCCUCAUGCAGGACUUCUACGUGGUGGAGAGCAUCUUCUUCCCCAGUGAGGGCAGUAACCUGACUCCUGCCCAUCACUACCCAGACUUCAGGUUUAAGACCUACGCCCCUGUGGCCUUCCGCUACUUCCGAGAACUGUUUGGGAUCCGGCCAGAUGACUACCUGUACUCUCUAUGUAACGAGCCCCUGAUCGAGCUGUCCAACCCGGGGGCCAGCGGCUCCAUAUUCUAUGUAACCAGGGACGAUGAGUUCAUCAUCAAAACAGUCAAUGCCAAGGAGGCGGAGUUUCUGCAGAAACUACUUCCUGGAUACUACAUGAAUCUGAAUCAGAACCCGAGGACCCUGCUUCCUAAGUUCUUUGGUCUCUACUGCGUCCAGUGUGGUGGUAAAAACAUCCGUAUCGUGGUCAUGAACAAUGUGUUACCGCGCGCCGUACGCAUGCACCUCAAGUUCGACCUGAAGGGCUCCACGUAUAAACGGCGUGCGUCGAAGAAAGAGAGGGAGAAAUCGAAUCCCACCUUUAAAGAUCUGGACUUUAUAUCAGAUGUACCGGACGGACUGACACUGGAUCAGGAUACAUAUGGUGCUCUGCUUAAGACCCUACAGAGAGAUUGUCUGGUGCUAGAGAGCUUUAAAAUCAUGGAUUACAGUCUGUUGCUGGGGGUCCAUAACCUGGGCCAGGCUGGGAGAGAGUCCCAGGGCUCACCAGCAGGGGGCGAUGAGAAGAAACCUGUGACCCAGAGAGCCCUCUACUCUACUGCCAUGGAGUCUAUACAGGGAGGCAAGACGUGUAGAGACACACUAGACCACGAUGCUACAAUGGGUGGUAUUCCUUCUGUGGAUGGUAAAGGAGAACAACUCCUUCUUUUUAUUGGAAUCAUCGAUAUCCUGCAGUCCUACAGGGUCAUCAAGAAACUGGAACACUCAUGGAAGUCUCUGAUUAGUAAUGACGGGGACACAGUGUCAGUCCACAGGCCUAGUUUCUAUGCAGACAGGUUCUACAAGUUCUGCAGCACCACUGUCUUCAGAAAGAGCUGCUCCCUGAGGUCUUCUCCCUCCAAGAGGGGGCGAGGAGGGGCUCUGCCCACACCCAAAAACAGUGUCCAAACACAGCUGUCCAUAGAGAGAGAGGAGAACCAGGAGAACGAGAAGCUGCACCUCAGAGCGGCUCGCGGCUCCCGCCUGCUGGAGGAGGACGGUCAGAGAGAACACCCCCACACGCCUCCAUCUUUUGAGGAUGCGACCACAGCAUCCAUUGCGACCACUCUCUCCUCCAACAACUCUCUCCCUACCACACCGUUUGACACACCAGAACACCCACGCUUCAGGAGGCCAACUCACUCUCCACGGGACCGUGAAGACAGUUUCAGGUCACAACUGGAAGUAGUGGAGGUGCACGAGCAAACCGUCACUGUGGCGAUGGAGGUGAAGAGGGAACCUACAACCUGUGUGGUUCCAGAGGACCUUCAGGACUCUAAAGUAACAGAGGAGAAAGUCAUCACACAGGCCACAGCUGCUGCCCCCACCUCCUCUACACCUCCUUCAACCCCUCCUUCCUCCUCCACCCCUCCAUCCUCCACCCCUCCCUCCUCAUUCCCUCCAGCGUCCACUCUCCCUCAUUCACUUCCUCAAUCAAUCUCUUCCUCCUCUGCCCCUCACUCUAACUCCACUCUGCCCUAUUCUUUCACUCGUCCUUCCUCCACCCCUCAGUCAUCAGCUGUCAUCGCCUCCACUCUUCCACCCUCUGCAGUCCCUCAAGACUCCGCCUCUCCCUCUUCCACCACUCAUGCAUCUACCAAUCCCUCCUCCUCUCCCCAUUCUUCACUCCUUCCCACCACCCCUCCCUCCUCUCUCCCUCCGAGCCCCCAGGUGACAGCGGAACGCUAUUCGUCCAAUCAUCUGUCUGUCACCUCGUCCGUCAGCCACAACUCACUGGAGGGGGAGAUGCCAGUCUCUGACAUCUACUUCUAUGCUGAUGGGAGAUACUGGGUGUACUCCCCAAUUCUGGGUCGUAAGAAACUCAACUCAAGCUCAAGCUGCAAUAAUCAGGAGGACAGGAGCUGGAUGUACUCUCCGCUGCACUACGGCUCAGAGUCGAGACAUGGCUCUGAUGGGGAGAGCCAGACGUAAGUUGUGUGAAGUGUCCAAUGUAAGCAAAUCACUUGAGAGGAUUGAAGACUACUGACUGAAGCUGUGAUGCUUUACGAAGCCCCAUGAAUCUUCUACAGCGUUCUAUAACCCUUGCGGCCCAAGCUGCAUGUGAAGGCUAGUUUUACCCACUUGGAUGAAGAAGUACUCUGUGGGAAGACUUAUUGAAAUGAAAUGUUUCUACUUCGGCACCACUUUCCCCAACACACACACACACACACACACACGCACACACGCACACACACACACACACACACACACGCGCACACACACGCACACACGCACACAG